This is a messenger RNA of Pogonomyrmex barbatus (red harvester ant), 3705 nucleotides long. Its product is annotated as late secretory pathway protein AVL9 homolog. Gene Ontology annotation, cellular component: cytoplasm. The record is from RefSeq and is a predicted model, not a curated record. NCBI's taxonomy places the organism in Eukaryota, Metazoa, Arthropoda, Insecta, Hymenoptera, Formicidae.
GAUUUGAGUAAUGCAAUAGAAUGUGGGCAUGGAUUUGACAUGUGCAAAGAAAUGAAUCGUUUCAGUUUGUAAACUUGUAUAAUAUUGAAAAUAUCUAAUUGUGUAAUAGAUAUAUCUUUGAACUUGUGUAAUAGAAAAUCUGUAUAUACUUAUGUACAAGUAACAACUGUAUACGAUAAAACGUUUUGUUAUUAAAUCAAAGAUACUUUUAAGCAAAAGUAUUUUUCAUUGUUUUUCAUUUCGACAUGAUACAAAACGCCAAAAAAUUUUAUGUGAUUUACAUUGCUAUGUUGCUUCGUUACACUAUAAGCGUUUGUGAUAAUGUGAACUGAUAAAACAUUAAUUAUUUAUAUUAUAAUCUGAUAAGUUCUUAAAAUGUAUGUUAAAGUUUGGUAAACAUCAACAAAUAAUGUAUCAAUAUUAUAAUUUUCUACUCAACAAUGUAACUAUUAUGUACAAUAUUAUUAUAAUCUAUUUACAUUGUUGGAUGAGAAAUUAUAAGUGAUGUAAUGUGUAUUAAUUGUGUGAUGUUUACUAGGAGUUAUUGAGAUUUAUGUCAUGACAUUUAGAUGAAAUAUGUGGCACAUGAAUAAACAUAAACAGUAAAAGUUUAAAACAGUUUAAAUAGUAAGCAAAUAGAACAAAGAGUUUUAAAAUGAUUUUAUGUUUUUUUCAAUAAACAUUUUAUAAAUUAUAUAAACAAUUUAUAAAUUUUUUCUAGCUUAAGCUAGUGGUACAUAAGAAAACAUAAGCAGAAAAACAAAUGGACUGAUUAACCAAGAGUUUUAAAAUAAUGAUUUUUCAAUCAUUUUCAACUUUAGUCGAUUCGCUUAUUGUCCAAGUUUUAUUGCUUAUGUUUUUUCAAAUUCCAAUUUAUAACUCCGAAUUGCCGGUUCUUUUUUGAAUCAACAGUCAUAAAUCAUGAAUGUCUAGAUGCGACAUGAUGCCGUAUUCGGCAUGGAUAUUAUCUUCAAAAGUGUGAAGGACCUCUCCGAGCAUGCUCGAAUUGAAUUUACGCCGUUGGGUGGUAGGCGUUGAAGCGUGAUAACGUGCACUCGUGCGUGUAUAUACAUACAUAUAUGCGACAUGUGUGUACGUGUGUUCGUGCCAAAUGCACUCUCUCGUAUGUAUACGUCACGGCGCAUGUCAAUUCGCGUGUCUGCCGCUAUCAGCUCGUCUGGUCGUAGGACGGAUAUCUCUCGCGGUUUCGAAAUGACAUUUCCGAGUUGUCCGUGAAAACAAAUAGCCAGAAGUAUCGCAGCGUUGUCUCCAUUGGAGCCAUAAGGAUGGCGGAAUCGAGCGGACCGAUUCUUCACGUCAUCGUCGUUGGGUUUCACCACAAGAAGGGCUGCCAGGUAGAAUACUCAUUUCCACCUUUGGUUCCUGGCGCGCCCAACGAGUGUCCGCUGGGAUGGAAGUACUUGCCCACGCUUGCUCUGCCUGAUGGCUCCCACAACUAUGACGAGGAUACAGUCUAUUUUCACCUACCUAGUCUGAACGACCCAAAACGCACAAUAUAUGGCAUCUCGUGUUUCCGCCAGAUACCUGUAGAGAAAUUGAAGAAUCGCACGUCUGACAUAACGAGAGGCACUGUACAGAAAUCAGUCUGUGUGCUGAGUACCUUGCCUCUGUAUGGGCACAUUCAAGUAAAAAUGGCUCUGAUUACACAUGCAUACUUCGAGGAAGGAGAUUUCAGUAAAGUGUCCUUACUAGAGGAUACUUAUCAUCAUCUCAACUCGUGUAUGAGUGGUGAAAGUCAGAUACCACCGCAAAUUUUUGUUGGUUUGUCCGCAAGAGAUUUUAUAUUGCAAUUCCGUCACAAAGUGUUGCUGUUAUUUAAAUUGCUCUUGCUUGAGAAAAGGAUAGUUUUUUAUCAAUCGCCUGUGCAGCCAUUAUGCGCCACAAUAUUGACUCUACUGUCGCUGUAUCCCGAUAUGAUUGAACAUGGUCUUCAACAAGCUGCUUGUGUGAGACCAUCUAGGCCAAUGUCACCUAUUCCGACUUUCGACGAGGAGGAGAUUUCUAAUAAUAUUGAUGAUUCCAACUUGUCAUCCGCCUGUAUCGUCAAAGACAAUAUGUCGAACGCAAGCCACGAACAGUGCAAUGAUAAUAGAAAUAGAAACUCUCUGUGCAUUAAUGACAACAAAACCAUGGAGUCAAUGGAGGGCAAAUGCUUAGACGGAUUGCAACAAGUAACUAUACAAAAGAAUAACAAUGACAAUGAGAAUUUAAAUAUGAAAGUUAUCGAAAUAGAAUCGGCGCAGGAAUGCACCGAAAGUUAUUUAGAGGAAAGUAAUUCCAAAUAUUCGCCGAAACCGAAUGAUAACGUACACAGGGUACACAGUGUAAACGCCAUCACAUUAAAUACAGGUGAUACGGAUAAUAGUUUACCCCGUGACACGAGCAGUGAUGCGCUCUCUGACGCGAGAUUAACGAACAACAUUACACAAAUCGCGCAUAUUAAUCCGGAAAAUUGCGGCCUACCUUUAGAGUUAUUUACGAAGGGAUAUCUCUGUCUACCUUACCUGUCUUUGCCCUAUUUGGAUCUUUUAGGGGAUGUUAAUGUUAGAGGAUACGUAGUAGGUGCUACAAAUGUACUAUUUAAACAAAAGAAACAGCUUAUUGAUGUGCUAGUCGAGGUUGAGAACACGCGGAUAGAAGCUACCGAUCCCGAAUUGAGACGACAAUUGCAUCUCACCACCGAAGACUUGAGAUUUGCUGAUUACGUUGUAAGGCACGUGGCCGAGCCUCGAAAGGAUAUUUUUCUCGAUGGAGUGGGAUGGGAGGGCGGCGACGAGUGGAUCAGAACGCAAUUUCGAGUGUACCUGUUGAGCAUGUUGCGUACUUCUAUGCAGCAGGACACCCGUCAAUCGGAUCACUACAACGCGGCGUUUAUGUCCGCGUGGCGUACUACGAAUAAUUACAAAGCUUGGUGUAAUGCGAACAAGCCAGAGAUACAUAAUAUCGAAUCUGGUCAUCCCUUUGCUGGUCAGCUGUCGGUGCAGGAUAUGAAACUACGCCUAUCACACACAAUGCAAAAUACAGAAAGCGGCAGAAAGUUGAAUCAAGCAAUGGCAUCGACCGGGCGUGCAGUAGCCACUACUGGAAAAGCCGUGGGGGGAGCGCUGUCACAAGCGAAAGGGGCAUUUUCAAACUGGUGGAGCACGUUGACGACAGUUCAGCCGGUCGAUGAAGCAAAGAUUGACAAUCAAACGGCAAACAACCAUCACACAGUGUCCAGCGUUGCGGACAAAGAGUCCAUCGAAGAUGAGGAGAUGAAUAUCUCCACCACCAAUAACGCGGAUAUCACCGUAGAUCUUAAUUAAUUCGAAAACGUAUGUCAAUGAGAAAUGAAAAAAUGAAAAACGAUCAAAGAAUACGAGACAUUAAUAAGAACGUAAUAUAAAAAUACGUAAAAUUGAAACAAAAAACUUUUUGCAAGCUCGUGUAAAAUGUGCUUGUUAAACGACCGAAUUUUUUCAAGUAUCGCAGUUUUAGUAAGGAGAAGUACGAAACAUUAAAGUCACGUACGUACAACAAACUAUACUAAUGUGAUAUGAGCUUUGCAAGAAAAAUUUUUAGGCUGUCGGACAAACACUGUAGGAAUUACAAAUCGACGUAUUGCCGAUUUAAGUACAAGUUUUUGUAACUUUCGUUGAAUAUCCUGUAUAUAUAAUUUCUAUAUGAUUUAUAUAUUUAUAAGAC